This is a messenger RNA of Nilaparvata lugens (brown planthopper), 2197 nucleotides long. RefSeq names its product zwei Ig domain protein zig-8-like. The coding region runs from base 430 to 1296 and encodes 288 amino acids. The record is from RefSeq and is a predicted model, not a curated record. Gene Ontology annotation, biological process: synapse organization. Gene Ontology annotation, cellular component: neuron projection membrane. NCBI's taxonomy places the organism in Eukaryota, Metazoa, Arthropoda, Insecta, Hemiptera, Delphacidae. The transcript has 6 exons.
AGUACCGCCUUGGCUUUUCACGCCCCACGAUAGGUUAGCGCGCGCGUCUGUGGGGCUUCUCAUGGGCUAAACACACUGUCAUUAUCUCAGCCCUGAAAACUUGCAUGCAAAAGGAAAUCUCGUGGAAAGUGUCUGUUCUACAACACAACUUCCUCGGAAAACGCCCCUCACAUGUGAUCAUAGUCAAGUGACAUCCAAAUCAGUGAACCUCCAAACAAAUAAAAUCUCUCCCAAUACACUCCGUGUUUUAUCUAUCUCCCAAUACAUUGCGUUCUCUCAGUAUGUGAUUCUUUAUUGAUAUUAUUUGUGUUACAAAGGUGCUCUGAUCUUUUGAAGUGUGCUACAAACUGAAUUAUUAAUAGAUAUGUAAAAAAUUGAAGUUUCCAUAGGAGUGGUGCACUAUAGUGAGAGUUCUGUGCUGUAGAAAAUAUGAGUAAUUAUGAAGAAAUGAUGCUCUACAGAGACUGGAUGAAGGUGGUUGUCGUCGUCUUCUUCUGGCUGUGUACGGCUAAUAGUCAAGGCCAGCAAGGGGCUUCAGUGACGGAAGCAACAGGCAACGAGCUAGAAGCCAGUUUCCCCCCCGCCCUACCACCACAAUUCGCUACCGAAAAUUCAACGCUAAUCACUGCGCAGACUGGCAGCACGGCGCUUAUACCCUGUUUAGUUCAUGGUAUUGGAGAUGGAGUGGUAUCAUGGAUCAGGAGAAAAGACUAUCACUUGCUAACUGUUGGCCUGACCACUUAUACAGGAGAUGAAAGAUAUCAAGCAGUGCAUCUCCACAAUUCUGAAGACUGGACGCUUCAGAUAAAAUUCGUUCAAGAGAGAGACGCAGGCAUCUAUGAGUGCCAAGUAUCAUCACAUCCACCCUCCAGUAUAUUCUUACAUCUCGAUGUAGUAGAAGCUCGUGCCGAAAUAGCAGGGCCUCGCGAGAAGUACCUGAAGCUGGGCAGUGUGCUUCGACUGGUAUGCACACUGCGGCAAUCGCCGGACACGCCUAUCUACAUGUUCUGGUACCACAACAACCGCAUGGUCAACUAUGACCUUGACCGCGGGGUGAAUGUGACUGCCCAGCUGCCCAACAAGAGCAGCACCCUGUUGGUCACCCAAGCCGCCCCCCACCACUCGGGCAACUACAGCUGUGUGCCCUCCAAUGCACAGCCGGCCAGUACUGUCGUGCACAUAUUGAAUGGUGAAAAUCCAGCGGCGAUGCAGACGGGCGGCCGCGACCUGACCUGGCUUCGGAGUCCCUCCCUAUGGCUGCUACUCGCCUGUCAGACCAGUCUGCUCCACUCGUAGCCUGCCUUCCACCUGUCUGCACUGCAACUGCUCAACUAAGCCAGCAACAGCAUCUUGCAACAACAGUGGUCUGGUCAAGUGUCAUCAACUCAGCCAAUUCAAAACCACAGCCUUCGACAUCACAACAACAUUGACAUCAUGCUGUGGCGGCAUUGGUGGAAUGUCAUCAACCCGGCAAAUAUAGAAGAAAAUCGAGUCAAGAACGGAUCCUGCAACAUUGUAUCAUCACACUGUGUCAUUUUAAAUCAGUGAUUGGUAUUUUGUGAAUUGGUGAUGUAUUGAUGAAGUUGUAAUUGCAUUGUGACAGAAUUGGUGUGUUAUAGAUGAAGAGUGCUAAUCAAUGUGAAAUUCACUGUCAUACUAGCAUCAGACACCAUGUGUUGUCAUGAGAACAGAAUGGGUCUUCAACCAUGCCAAUCUGAGAGUCAUAAUGUCACAGUUUGUCAUACGCAUAGAGCACAUGCCAAUUGCAAACAGUCCAAGUUGGAAGAGUUGGAUCAAAUUAAACACGUUUCGAGAUCAGAAAAUGAUACUCCUGGAGGUAUAGGAGAACCCAUCGUGAGGGACAAACCUUAUUGCAUGGCCAAAGUAGGAUCAAAAAGUUAAAAUAAAAUAGAGGAAUUAACAAGAAGAUAAUAAUAGGGAAAUAACCAAGAAGAUACAGGAGAUGGAGGGAAAUAGUGGGUGAUGCAGAGCUUUGCAGGAGAUGAGGUUAUGAAUGAACACAUCUGGAAUGAUAAAUUUAUGUGUUUCAAAGUGGAUCUCCAUCUUUGCUGGAUUUCUAACUUCAAUGCACGAUUUGGAAUACGUUGAGUAUAGUGAAGUCGAAUUUACCAAGGAAUAUUACAUCGACAACAUGGAAUAUGAGUACUAAUAUUUAAUGGAUUAUAUUCAAAUAUAA